Messenger RNA from Monodelphis domestica (gray short-tailed opossum), 3142 nucleotides. NCBI's taxonomy places the organism in Eukaryota, Metazoa, Chordata, Mammalia, Didelphimorphia, Didelphidae. The record is from RefSeq and is a predicted model, not a curated record.
UCCUCCUCCUCUUCUUCCUCUCCCCCUCCACUUUCCUCCUCUCCUACAGUCUCCCACCCACCCCGGGUUCUAGAGUUGCCAGGAGUCCCAGCAGCUGCCUUCUCUGACGUCCUCAAUUUUAUCUAUAGUGCCCGAUUGGCAUUGCCUGGUGGUGGUGGGGAUGGAGCAGCUAUGGCAGAAAUUGGGGCUUUGGGUCGGCGUCUGGGUAUCUCACGACUUCAGGGUCUUAGUGAAAGUGGGGAUGCUUGGGUUCCCCCAGCCCCAGCACCCCCAGCCCCAGUCGAGAUUGAUAGCUUUACCACUGGGCCUUCGAAGGAGUGGCAAGGGAGUGGAAAUGAAGUCUCUACAGUUCAGACUUCCCUUCCCCGGCGGUCUCUUCCCUGCCCUCGCUGUGGGAAAAGUUUUAUCCAUGCUAAACGACUGCAGACACAUGAGGCACAGUGUAGGCGAGGGACAGGGACCCGGGGAACAGUAAGUGGGCAAGGGAAUGGGGGGUCCCAGGAAGAGAACCCAGAAGGGAUCCGAAAUUCAUCUGCUUCCCCCAGUACAAGUUUCCGGGGGGGUCCAGAGCAUGUGGUAAAGGUGGUGGGGGGUCAUGUGCUAUAUGUAUGUGGGGCUUGUGAACGCUCCUAUGUGACACUCUCAAGUCUGAAGCGGCACAGUAAUGUGCACUCGUGGCGGAGAAAAUAUCCUUGCCGCUACUGUGAAAAGGUGUUUGCCCUGGCUGAAUACCGGACCAAGCAUGAGGUGUGGCACACUGGGGAACGGAGGUACCAGUGCAUCUUCUGCUGGGAGACCUUUGUCACCUACUACAAUUUGAAGACACACCAGCGAGCCUUCCAUGGUAUCAGCCCAGGCCUCUUGGCUAGUGAGAAGACCCCAAAUGGUGGCUACAAACCCAAGCUGAACACCCUCAAGCUAUACCGCCUUCUUCCUAUGCGAUCUGCCAAGAGACCCUAUAAGACUUAUAGCCAAGGGGCACCCCCUGCCCCUGUUUCUGCCCCUUUGUCACCAGAACCCACACCAUCUGCAACAACUAUCCCCCCACUCCUCCCCACAACACCACCCCCACCACCUGUCCCUCCUCCACCUCCCACCCCUGCCCCUCCACCUUCUGUCAUUGCCUUUGCCCACCCAGCCCCUUCAGUUAUUGUACAUGGGGGCAGUAGCACAGGAAGUGGCAUGACUGGCACUACUGGAGCCCAGGCUGCCUCAGUGAUUGCCUACACAGCUCCACCAAGACCCCCCAAGAAACGUGAAUACCCACCCCCUCCUCCCCAGCCAGCAGUAGCAGUGGUCACAGCCACUCCAUCUACUCCAGCCACAACUACAACGGGAGCCACUGCAGAAGAGACCAAGGGUAGGAAUCUGCGGGCAGGGAAGACUCUGACAUAUACAGCCAAACCAGCUGGUAGUGGGGGAGUGGGCCCUUCUGGGGGGCUCAGCUGGGGAGGAGACUCUUCCCAACCCCAACCCCCCCCACCACUAUGCCAGAUCACAGUUCGAAUAGGUGAGGAGGCUAUUGUCACUCGAAGAAUUUCUGAGACUGACCUCCACCCUGGAGAAGCUAGUGGCCUGGAGGAAGGAGAUGACAGUGAAGAUGAGGAAGAGGAGGAGGAGGAGGAGGAAGAGGAGGAAGAGGAGACUGAGGCUGGGAGUGAGGACCAAUUGUGGCGUCCAUACUAUUCCUACAAACCUAAACGAAAGUUGGUUGGCACUGGUGGGGGGAGUAGUGGGACCAACAGCAAUAGUGGGACCCCCAAGUGCCGCCGUCCUCGAUGGAGAAGGAAACUUGAGAGACGAGCAUGGGAGGAGUCCAGAUCUACUGAGAGCCCCUCUGGACAGUCCAGCAGCGAGUGGAAACAUCAGUGUGGAGACUGUGGCAAAGCUUUCUCAGCCUUGAGGAAGCUGCGCAAACACCAGGAAGCCCAUAGUGGUGGGGGGACCCAGGGACCUCGGGCUGGCCGGAAGCCUCUGACACGCUUUGCCUGUUCCCACUGUUCAAAGGUGUGUAAGACAGCAGCUGCCCUGAGUCGCCAUGGGCAGAGGCACAUCGGGGAGCAACCAGGGGGUACCCCCACUCCUGUUAUUGCCUAUUCUAAGAGCAGUGGAGGAAGUGGGACUGGGUCAGGACUGGGAUUAGGUGACAGUGGAGUGAAGGAAGAGGCCCCCCAGGAAAUGCAAGUGUCAUCAUCCAGUGGUGAGGCUGGUGGGGGAGGAGGAGUUGGUGGGGGAGGCCCAGAAGCCGCCUCCCUCCAGGAUCCUGUUAUCUCAGGAGGUGAGGAACCCCCAGCAGUGGGAAGUGGGGACUAUCCUCCAGUGCAAGAGUUCCCCCUGGCCCUGGUUGAAGAUAAACAGGAGGUUUUGGGUGGUGGGGAGAAGGUUGGAGCCGAAGGAUUGGUUGGGGGUAGUGUGGAAGAGACUGCAGCUGCCAAAGUCACUUUCUACCCUGAGCCCUACCCUUUGGUAUAUGGUCCUCAACUCCUUGCUGCCUACCCUUACAACUUUAGUAAUUUGGCUGCACUCCCAGUUGCCCUCAACAUGGUCCUGCCUGAUGAGAAGGGUGGUGGUGCCCUACCCUUCCUGCCUGGGGUCUUCAGCUAUGCUGUGAACCCUCGGGUAGCACCCCCCACACCCCCUCUCCCUCAAUCGAUGCCUUCACCAGUCCCCCCUAAGGGGGAUGGGGGUGGGGAAGGAAUUGAGAGGGCCCAGAAAGGAGAUGUGGGGUGAACUCAAUAUUUGGUUAGCCCCUUCCACCAGAUGCCACCCUUGCAAGCUUUCUACCCAACCUCUUUCCUGCUGCUUCUGCCCCACUGCCCCCAGCCUGUCCUCUGACUCCCCUGGAGAUCUCAAGUAGUGUGAUAUAACUGCUAAUUUGAGAGGAACACAGGGAAGAGUCCUGAGAUCUCUUGGGUUGAGGCCAAUUUGGGGUUUAUAGCACCUUUCCUACUUUGUGGGAAGUGACAGUUGGUGGGUCUUGCCAUUUUGUUUUCUCUUCCCCAAAUCCCCCCUACUCCUUUCACCAUGAUCAACCCAGGGUGGUCCCUAAGAGAAAGGUAUCUUGCUGUAUCAAUGUAGUUACCUAGAUUCCCAGCCCCUGGAGCAACAUAGAUACAUGUGGGUGUAUGCACAUGCAUAUAUA